UUUGUGGGCAUCAUUUAUAUAAACUUUAAACUAAUAAAUAUUUAUUUUUUUUUAUAAGGAUCUCGAAGCUUUCGACCUGGAGGAUUUCAAGUACAAUGACGUUAACAUUACUGCCUUUGGUUUGGUGGACGUAGAAAGCCCGCGAUAUGAGGAAGUUAUCGAACAAAUGCAAAAGUUGCCUCAUAGCGGAUUAGACUUUAUCAAUGGUCAGCCAUACAUACAGACACAGUCAGCUUUAAUGUUUGAUUCUGUUUACACUUUUGCGGCUGCUCUAGUGGAGAUGAAUCGAAGUCAUUUAUUAACACCUCAUAACAUUUCUUGUGCGGCCGAAGAUCCCUGGGAUAAUGGACUAUCGCUUUACAACUACAUAAGUUCGGCUUCUAUCAAUGGUUUGACUGGACGCGUUAACUUUGCUGAGGGCCGUCGAAAUAAAUUUCAAAUUGAUUUACUUAAACUCAAGCGUGACAAGAUUCAAAAAGUUGGUUUCUGGAAGCCAGAAGUUGGAGUUAACAUUACUGAUCCGACUGCCUUCUAUGAUGUUCAUACCGCCAAUACUACUCUGGUUGUAAUGACGCGAGAAGAGAAACCUUAUGUAAUGGUUAAAAAUGGCGUUAAUAAAACUGGCAAUGUUCGUUUUGAAGGAUUUUGUAUCGAUUUACUAAAGGCUAUUGCUAAACAAGUUGGAUUUCAAUACAAAAUCGAAUUGGUCCCAGAUAAUAUGUAUGGGGUUUAUAAUCCAGAUACAAAUACUUGGAACGGCAUUGUUCGAGAGCUUAUGGAACGGCGGGCUGACCUGGCAGUCGCUUCGAUGACUAUAAAUUAUGCUCGUGAAAGCGUCAUCGAUUUUACUAAACCCUUCAUGAAUCUCGGGAUCGGGAUCUUAUUUAAGGUUCCUACCAGUCAGCCUACUCGUCUUUUUUCAUUCAUGAAUCCCUUGGCUAUGGAAAUUUGGUUGUAUGUACUUGCUGCUUACGUGCUCGUUUCGUUUACUUUAUUCGUGAUGGCCCGAUUUUCACCAUAUGAAUGGAAUAAUCCGCAUCCAUGUAUGAAAGAAACCGAUAUUGUGGAAAAUCAGUUUUCCGUGUCGAAUAGUUUUUGGUUCAUAACAGGCACCUUUCUACGACAAGGUUCCGGUUUGAAUCCAAAGGCAACAUCUACUCGAAUUGUUGGUGGCAUUUGGUGGUUUUUUACGCUGAUAAUCAUCUCGUCAUAUACGGCUAAUUUGGCUGCAUUCCUGACAGUGGAACGAAUGAUAACGCCAAUUGAAAGUGCUUCUGAUUUAGCAGAUCAAACGGACAUAUCGUAUGGAACCUUGGAAGGAGGAUCAACCAUGACAUUUUUUAGGGAUUCUAAAAUAAGUAUUUAUCAAAAAAUGUGGCAGUAUAUGGAAAAUCGAAGAGGAACAGUUUUUGUUAAGACUUACGAAAAUGGUAUAAAACGUGUUAUAGAAGGAAAUUACGCUUUCCUUAUGGAAUCUACAAUGCUUGAUUAUGCAGUGCAACGUGACUGUAACUUAACACAAAUCGGUGGACUUCUGGAUUCUAAAGGUUACGGCAUCGCCACUCCAAAAGGGUCGCCUUGGCGUGAUCCUUUGUCUCUCGCAAUCUUGGAACUUCAAGAAAAGGGAAUCAUACAGAUAUUAUAUGAUAAAUGGUGGAAAAAUACGGGUGAUGUUUGCAAUCGGGACGAGAAAAGUAAAGAAUCUAAAGCAAAUGCAUUGGGCGUGGAAAACAUAGGUGGCGUUUUCGUCGUAUUGCUUUGCGGUCUAGCUUUGGCAGUUGUCGUUGCCAUUUUAGAAUUUUGUUGGAAUUCCAAGAAGACAAUGCAGCUCGCUGAAAACCAAUCUUUGUGUUCUGAAAUGGCGGAAGAACUGAGGUAUGCCAUGCAUUGCCAUACAUCAAAACAGCGUCCAUCUCUAAACCGUAAGUGCGUCAAAUGUACACCGGAUUCUACGUAUGUGCCUGCCGAAUUGGGAAGCGGCAUCCCAAAUGCUAGUGGGGUGCACUACAAUUAUUUUAAUUAAGUAUUGAGUGAUUUGAAAUAAAAAUAUAAAAUUGUAUUAUUAUAAUUAUCUAAACGAAUGCGUUCAAUUAGUUAUUAAAUAAGCAGUGUGACCAGAUGAUCGCAAAAAGCGAAGAUAAUCCGUUUUUAAAAAAAGUUAGAAAAUAUUGUAUGCUAUGAAAUUUUAAGUCAAAAAGAAGUCAGUAUAUUCAUUCCUUAAAAACAUACAUACUUCAAUAUAUCGUCGCACGUAUGUAUGACGCUUACGAUAUUAUUUUACCCAAGCGACGAUAUGUAAAAAGAAGUUCAGUUUAGGAUAAGAAAAAAUGCAAAAUAUUUCAAUAUUUUCUACAUCAGGAUAGAGAAGUAGUACGCCAACAAAUCAAAUUGUAAAAAUAAGGUUUAAGGCAAAAUUCUUAGUAUUAUAUUUUAAAAAGCAAAAAAAAGCACUGUUAUUGUAAUAUUUCAACGGUAAAUAUUAGUUUCUAAAAAUAGUAAAGCUUUUUAGUAAGCCUAGGUACUUAGACUAAUAGUUCUGCAGCCGAACUCCAAAACUUCGAUUUCGCUAAAAUAUGCUAAAAUGCUAAAGCUAAAAUUGCAUCCGAAUUUUUAGUGAUCUCCAAAAAUUGCGAAUCUUUCCUCCCUGUCGCUUAAAAUUGCCUAGCCUAAAGUACUUUGUCCUGCCGCAAGUGGCGCUGUGCA
Messenger RNA from Rhagoletis zephyria (snowberry fruit fly), 2703 nucleotides. RefSeq names its product glutamate receptor ionotropic, kainate 2. Gene Ontology annotation, molecular function: ligand-gated monoatomic ion channel activity; signaling receptor activity. The record is from RefSeq and is a predicted model, not a curated record. NCBI's taxonomy places the organism in Eukaryota, Metazoa, Arthropoda, Insecta, Diptera, Tephritidae. Gene Ontology annotation, biological process: monoatomic ion transport. Gene Ontology annotation, cellular component: membrane.